Messenger RNA from Hyaena hyaena (striped hyena), 1911 nucleotides. RefSeq names its product glutamate metabotropic receptor 3 (gene GRM3). The transcript is spliced from 4 exons. Lineage: Eukaryota; Metazoa; Chordata; Mammalia; Carnivora; Hyaenidae. Bases 1 to 1467 code for a protein of 488 amino acids. Gene Ontology annotation, cellular component: membrane. Gene Ontology annotation, molecular function: group II metabotropic glutamate receptor activity. Gene Ontology annotation, biological process: regulation of synaptic transmission, glutamatergic; G protein-coupled glutamate receptor signaling pathway. The record is from RefSeq and is a predicted model, not a curated record.
AUGGGGACAGUUGAUGACUCACUUACCAUAAUGAGCAGUGAUGUUAAAGAAUUGUUGAAUCAUUAUAUUGUUCACCUGAAACUAAGUAAUCGAUCACAGCUAAGAUACCUAAACAGUGUUCUUUGUUUUUCUUUCACUUUACAUGUCACAGCUCCAUUCAACCCAAACAAAGGUGCAGAUAGCAUUGUCAAGUUUGACACUUUUGGAGAUGGCAUGGGACGAUACAACGUGUUCAAUUUCCAGAACGUGGGUGGCAAGUAUUCCUACUUAAAGGUUGGUCACUGGGCAGAAACCUUAUCACUAGAUGUUGACUCUAUCCACUGGUCCCGGAGCUCAGUCCCUACUUCCCAGUGCAGUGACCCGUGUGCCCCCAAUGAAAUGAAGAACAUGCAACCAGGGGAUGUCUGCUGCUGGAUCUGUAUCCCCUGCGAGCCCUACGAAUACCUGGUUGACGAGUUUACCUGCAUGGAUUGCGGCCUCGGGCAGUGGCCCACUGCAGACCUGUCUGCCUGCUUUAACCUUCCAGAGGACUACAUCAGGUGGGAAGAUGCCUGGGCCAUUGGUCCAGUAACCAUUGCCUGCCUGGGCUUUAUGUGUACAUGCGUAGUUGUGACUGUUUUUAUCAAGCACAACAACACACCCUUGGUCAAAGCGUCAGGCCGGGAGCUCUGCUACAUCUUGUUGUUUGGGGUUGGUCUGUCAUAUUGCAUGACGUUCUUCUUCAUCGCCAAGCCAUCACCAGUCAUCUGUGCGUUGCGUCGACUAGGGCUGGGAACCUCCUUUGCUGUCUGUUACUCAGCCCUGCUGACCAAGACAAACUGCAUCGCCCGCAUCUUCGAUGGGGUAAAGAAUGGAGCUCAGAGGCCAAAAUUCAUCAGCCCAAGUUCUCAGGUUUUCAUCUGCCUGGGUCUGAUACUGGUGCAAAUUGUGGUGGUGUCCGUGUGGCUGAUCCUGGAGGCUCCGGGCACCAGGCGGUACACCCUUCCAGAGAAGCGGGAGACAGUCAUCUUAAAAUGCAAUGUCAGAGAUUCCAGCAUGUUGAUCUCGCUCAGCUACGAUGUGGUCCUGGUGAUCUUAUGCACUGUGUAUGCCUUCAAAACUCGGAAGUGCCCAGAAAAUUUCAACGAAGCCAAGUUCAUUGGUUUUACCAUGUAUACCACAUGCAUCAUCUGGCUGGCCUUCCUCCCUAUAUUUUAUGUGACAUCAAGUGAUUACAGAGUGCAGACAACCACCAUGUGCAUCUCCGUUAGCCUGAGUGGCUUUGUGGUCCUGGGCUGUUUGUUUGCACCCAAGGUGCACAUCAUCCUGUUCCAACCCCAAAAGAAUGUGGUCACACACAGGCUGCACCUCAACAGGUUCAGUGUCAGCGGAACGGGGACCACAUAUUCUCAGUCCUCUGCAAGCACGUAUGUCCCGACGGUGUGCAAUGGGCGGGAAGUCCUCGACUCCACCACCUCAUCCCUGUGAUUGUGAAAUGCAGUUCAGUUCUCGUGUUUUUAGACUGUUAGACAAAAGUGCUCACGUGCAGCUCCAGAAUAUGGAAACAGAGCAAAAGAACCCUAGUACCUUUUUUUAGAAACAGUACAAUAAAUUAUUUUUGAGGACUGUACAGUAUAUAGUGAUGUGUUAGAACUUUUUAGGCUGAUUUUAGUGCCCAUAUUAUUAACGGUCCCCCCGAACAUGGAAAUAACCAUUGUUUACAGAGCUGAGCAUUGGUGACAGGGUCUGACAGGAUCAGUCUAAAAAAUAUGGUGGCAAUAUUAGGUAACUUUUUUUCCUAUGAAGUUUUUUGUAGGUUCUUGUUGUAACUAAUUUAGGAUGAGUUUCUAUGUUGUAUAUUAAAGUUACAUUAUGUGUAACAGAUUGUUUUUCUCAGCACAAAAUAAAAAGCAUCUGUAUUAAUGUAAAAAU